AUGGCAAAAGCAAGCAAGGGCCAGCACAAGAGUGGGAAUGACAAGAACUCAAACGAGAUUAAACCUGUCACUGAGGACUCUAGGUUCAAAUCGGUCCACAGUGAUCCCAGAUUCAAGUUUCCAAAUUUCAAAAAUUUGAAAGUCAAGGUGGAUGACAGAUUCAACAAGAAAGAAUUGAAAAAACUAAGUGGGAGUAAAGUCAAAAUUGAUAGAUAUGGAAGAAAACUUGAAGAAAAAGAUCAACAAUUAAACAAGUACUACGAAUAUGAUGACAAAAGUUCCAGCGAGGAGAGUGACGAAGAGGAAGAGGAACAUGACAUGGAAGCGUUGAGUCGCAAGAUUAGAGGUGAAGAGGAAGAGUUGGAUAGAGCUAGAGGAGAAGGACUUUCAAGCUCCUCGUCAGAGGAUAGCUCAGACGAGUCGUCAUCCGACAGCGAACUGGAAUUAGAGGAAGCGGAAAGCGAAUCAGAGCUUGAAUUGGAGGAGAAUGCACCAGGUGAAACAGACCCUACCUCUUCCUUUGCAGUUGUUAAUAUGGAUUGGGAUAAUUUGAGAGCAGAGGAUUUGAUGGCGACUUUUUUGUCAUUUGUGCCCAAAGGUGGAAGCAUAAAGUCAGUGACAAUAUAUCCUUCAGAAUUUGGAAAGGAAAAGAUGCAAAGGGAAGAAGUAGAGGGCCCACCAAGAGACUUGUUCAAAAAGAAGACUAAGAAGAACUUGGAGUCAGAUUCCGAGUCAGACUUGGAUUCUGAUGUCGACAUUCAAGAUGCGAAAGAGUUGGAAAGGGUCACACGUAAGUUGUACGAGCAGGAUGAUGGAAAGGAAGACUAUGACAGCAAAGCUCUUCGUCGAUACCAACUACAGCGAUUGAGAUAUUACUAUGCUAUUGUCAAGUGUGACUCUGUUCAAACAGCAAGAAACAUAUAUGAGAAUGUUGAUGGUACAGAAUACGAAUCAACCGCAAAUGUUUUUGAUUUGAGAUAUGUGCCGGAGGAUAUGGAUUUUGAUGAAAAUGAUGUCAAAGAUGAAUGUUUAAAAGUAUCACCAAAUUACAAACCGGAAUCCAGAUUUGUGACAGAUGCAUUGCAACACUCAAAGGUGAAAUUGACGUGGGAUGAGACUCCAAAGGAGCGUCUCACAUUGUCCUCGAGACCACUUUCACAAAAGGAAAUAGAAGCCAAUGACUUUAAAGCAUAUUUGGCCAGUGAUUCUGAUUCUGAUGAGUUGGGUAAGAACGGUGAAGUGUCCGAUUUGAAGUCAAAAUAUCAAAACUUAUUAGGAAAGACUUUCAAAAAAAGUACUGAAUCCGGCGAUGAAAGCGAUGACGUAGACAUGGAAAUUACUUUUGACCCCGGUUUGAACGAUGCAGCCGAAAAGGAUCCAAAGGAAGAAACAUCCGAGGAGACCACGAUAGAGGCGUACAAAAGGAAGGAGAAAGAGAGGCGCCAAAAGAGACUUAACAAGUUCAAAGAGAGUAAAGCAGAUAAAGGAGAUGAAGAUGAAACCUCACCGCCUGCUGGAAAGAAAAAGAACAAGCCCCGCAAUAAGGAAGUUGGAGAUGAAUCUGAAAAAGAGAAAGCUGAAUUGGAGUUGGUGCUUAUGGACAACGAUCAGAAGAGCGAGCAUUUUAACAUGAAGGAUGUUCUCAAGAAUGAAAAAUCAAAGAGAAACAAAAAAUCAAGGAAGAAAAAUAUAGACCAAGAGAUGACACAAGACAAUUUCGAGGCCAACUUGAACGAUCCAAGAUUCGAUGAAAUCUUUGAAAGCCAUGAUUUUGCUAUAGAUCCAACCAGCAGUGAGUUCAAAAAGACCGAAACAAUGAAGAAAAUUCUAAAGGAGAGAUCUAAUAGGAACAAGAGUAGAGGCCCUAAGAAACAAGACGAUGAUGGAAAAAGAAAACGUAAAAUGAGGGACGGUAACGGCUACGAAAAUGCAAAGUCAAUUGCAAAGAAGUUGAAAAGCAAAGUGAAGUAG
This is a messenger RNA of Lodderomyces orthopsilosis Co 90-125, 1971 nucleotides long. RefSeq names its product pre-rRNA-processing protein ESF1. The record is from RefSeq and is a predicted model, not a curated record. The coding region runs from base 1 to 1971 and encodes 656 amino acids. Gene Ontology annotation, biological process: rRNA processing. Gene Ontology annotation, molecular function: RNA binding. Lineage: Eukaryota; Fungi; Ascomycota; Pichiomycetes; Serinales; Debaryomycetaceae. Gene Ontology annotation, cellular component: nucleus. The transcript has a single exon.